CGGUGCGCUACAAACAUCCACCCUCUCCAAUGGAAAAAAGGCGAAGAAGAAAAUGCUUCAUGAACGGAUUUCACAGCUGAAAUGUCUUUAGUGUCGAUAGAUACGGAGAUAGACACAUGACAGAAGCGGGUUAAAACACCGAAAUGUUGCUUGAACACCAAACCGGGAAGCGAAGGUGGACGAUGCUGUGAGGACGAAUCUCCGGUGAGGCUUCAAACCAUCUCGGCGCUCCACAGGGGACAGACGGGGGACAAGAACCAAAGAAGUGGGGGGAAAAAUGUUCAAAGUUAGGCCGUGUCUACAAGUGCGAGCCCGCGAGGCGCCGUCCCGUAACAGCUGCAGAACAUGAGCAUGAAUUGAACGAAGAAUGCAUGUCGUUUGGGAAAUAUCUGUGAUUCUGCAAACAUUUAUCAUCUGCACGUCAUCAGCUCAGCCUAUUAUAUCCAAGCUUGAUGCGGGUUGGUGGGCUUAUAAGGACGUCGUCCAGGGCAGCUUUGUUCCAGUCCCAUCCUUCUGGGGUCUGGUGCACUCAGCCUGGAACCUGUGCUCCAUAGGAAAGAGGCAGUCGCCCAUCGACAUUGAGACCAGUCACAUGAUCUUUGACCCCUACCUGACCCCUCUGAGGCUCAACACAGGAGGACGCAAGAUGGGAGGCACCAUGUACAACACGGGGAAGCACGUGUCCCUGCGGCCGGACAAAGCUCACCUGGUGAACAUCUCAGGGGGCCCACUGGGCUACAGCUACAGGCUGGAGGAGGUCCGCCUCCAUUUUGGGAGCGAGGAAUCCCAGGGCUCAGAGCACCUCCUCAAUGGACAGGGCUUUCCAGGAGAGGUCCAGUUGAUCCAUUAUAACCAGGAUCUGUAUACCAACUACACCGAGGCAGCGAGGAGCCCCCAUGGUAUCGCUGUGGUCUCCAUCUUCAUAAAGCUCUCUGAAAACUCCAACGUCUUCCUCAACCGCAUGCUCAAUAGAGACACCAUCACCAGAAUCAACUACAAACAUGAUGCUUUCUUAUUAAUGGGCCUGAACAUAGGUGAACUUUACCCUGACACCACGCGCUACAUCACCUACGAGGGCUCCAUCACCAUCCCUCCCUGCUACGAGACUUCAACGUGGAUACUCAUCAACAAGCCUGUCUACGUGACACAGAUGCAGAUGCACUCCCUGCGCCUCCUGAGCCAGAAUGAGCCCUACAAGAUCUUCCUGAGUAUGAGCGACAACACCCGGCCCGCCCAGCCUCUGCUGCAGCGCUGCAUCCGAACCAACAUCAACUUCAGCAAGCAGGGCCGAGACUGCCCCAACAACCGUGCCCUCCGCCCGCAGUACAGAGUGAAUCAGUGGCUCCUGAAGUAAAAGAUAAAAAGAUGUCAAGCUGCAGCGCCACAAGACAAGAGGCAGAAUUCUCACUGCCAAACCGAGCUGGACCUGCUGUUUGACCUCAACGGAAUGGGAAGCAAAAGUGCUGCGCUUUACUAAAGACAGCUUAACAAACUUUGAUUGAUCUGAUUUGAUCUCAGCUAAGCUCAGCUGACCGAACUAUCUUCUGUGCUGGCCUCCCACACAUCUACAACGUAAACACAACUCAUGUGGGCCAGCACAGUGAGGUACAGGUCACACGGACUCUGAUGUCUCUACUGUGUUUUUAUUUCGUGUUAACUUACAAAGACUGAAGAUGUACAGAAUCAAUCCUUUUCAGGGGGAUGGAUGUUAUCUAAAGACCACAGUACUUCCAUAUUCAAAUCCUGCCUACACAAGGCAAUUAUACAAAUGAUCAUCCAUUGACUGGAGGAAUUAUUACAUUUCCAUCGAUGGUCUGAACCCCCGGCAACAAAGAAGCACUCAGCUGUGGUACGAUGAGAUAUAAAAAGGUGCUGGUUCUCAUAUCAAAUAGUAACUAAAGAAGGUAAUUUUCAAAGAGAAUGUGGAAUGUGUGAAAAUGAGGUUAUAUGGCUGAAGGGGGAGAAACAGAGGGAGAGACUGCAACUCUGACAUUUUUACAGACCUGAACAGAUGGACGUCACUGGAGCUUGGAGAGGGAUAGGUCACUCAUUUUGCAUGAUUUUAAAAUAGUUCACUUGUUUUUAUGAUAUUUAAUUAGAACGUGGUGGCAGAAUUCAGCUGGCAUCAGGACCCUGCUUUGCACAGCAACAUAAAGGGCAAAGUCAGCCCGCUGCCACUACAAGAGCUAACAGAUCACCUAAAAUAUUCAAUCAGAAGUGUUAAUACUGAAGACCUAAUUCCAAUGUAACUAUAAAGUAAGGAAUCUAUGUGUGUAUGUGUGUGUGUGUGUGUGUGUGUGUGUGUGUGUGUGUGUGUGUGUGUGUGUGUGUUAGGGGUGAAUUCUGACUGAUAGCCGACCCUUGUUAACUAAUUAUUAACCAUUAACCGACAAGAUUAGUGCAGGAAUGCUUGCCAAGCUGCAACAAUAACAUAACAUUUAUUGGCAACUCCAGUUUCUGUGCAAAAAAGACAAAUGAGUCCCCAGUUCAUCCGUCUGUGAGAGACAGCAGCCACAAUGUUGCGUGCAUUGUCGUGGACACAUGCAGCCUCCUUCCCAGUAAGUCUUCACCGCAUCAGUGUAGCUGCGAGGUUGUCUGCUGUGUGACUGCCUGGCACAACGUUACUCUGGCGGCCCGUCGGUGAGUAAGAGUUCAGCAGUAAUGUUAUAGCUGUGAACGUAGCAGUGCAGUGUGUCCGGCUCACUUAAGGCGGGUUGACCUUUAAGGCGGACCAUUUGGUGGAGAUCGACAGCGCUUCAGGCCUAUGCAGACUGAAUCCACCAUGUCGUCUGCAGCUGGAUAUACUAAUGUUAAUGCAGGAUAAAAUGUUACAACCAAACUUUUCUUUACUUCCCUGCACGAGCAGAUAGUCUGCGGGAAGCAGAAUUGAACCACCGGUGUGUCUGACCGCAAAUAAGGUUGCUUGGUUGUGUUUUUCCCCGUGUGUAAGACUGUAGCCUAUUUCCUAUUUUGACUUGAACCAACUUACAACACUAGCCAGCAAAGUACCUCCGCUAAUUAAAUCCAUGCUCCUCUUUAUAACCGCAGUGGUUAUUUCAAAGCUAGUGACUAAUAUGCCUUUUUGAAAAUGACCUCCCUCUAAGUGUAUUACACUGGUGUUUCUGUCCAGGAGUAGAUUUAGGGAUAUUGGGGCCCCAGACAAACACUGUCUUUGAUUUACUUUUCACUCUUUCUCUAGCUGGGAAUGUUGGUAUUGGCAGUUGUAGAAGAAGUACUCAAACAUUGUUUCUGAAGUAAAACUAUUAAUAUUGCACAGUAAAAGUCCUGCAUUAAAACAUUCUUACUUCAAGUGAAGAAUGAAAGAGAGGCUAGAUAGUUAAACUAACAAUAUUUCAUCAUUAUAUUUUGUUAAAAGAAUGAAUGAGUCUGCAACCUAACCUGUAACAUUUCUCUGUCAGGUACAUGUAGUAGUGCAAUGUUUUUGUCUGAAGUUGCAGUAAACAGUAGGUGAGCAGUAUAUAGUUCAGUUGCAUAUUUAAGAGCCUUUUGCAAGUUAUUUUGGGGUACAAAGACUAUAGGAAUAGAAACAUAAUUCAGUAUGUCUCAUAUCUAAACAUCAUAAUAUAUCUAUAGUUGUUUUGGGACCUGUUUAGUUGAGGGUCCAGUUGCUAACCCUGCCUAGUCUGCCCCUUGUAUUUUUUCUCGUAAGCCAGAAUGUAGAUCUGAUUCGACGAUGUGUGACGCAACUACGUAUGUCAUGGAAGAUGUAUUGCUCAGGACCAAAGGAAGUGCAGUGUUGAGUGUGAAGUUGUUUGGAUGAGCGGUUCUCGAGAAAGCUUCAAGCAGCAAAGCCCCAGGCCAAACAUUCAGCCCGUUCUGAACAGUCCUGUUUUGAACGGGCACUGCACUAGUCAUGAUCAAAUUGAUCGCUAAACUCCCCUGAUCAGCAAAUUGUCCAAUCAUAGCUUAAAAACAUAACUAGACACAACAGCCCUGUCAAGAUUUGAAUUUGUCCACAUGUUGGAGUGGUGUAAAUGGAACUGUAGUAAGAGAUAGGUAAGAAUUUACAGUGCGUCUGUCAGCUGGAGCAUGAACUGCAAUCGUUAGCAUUCCAAGCUAACUAGCUUAACGUUCUACCUACAGAAGUAAAGUGUAUUUCUUAUAAAGGCAAAGGGAAUGUCAUUACCUAAGUAAAUAAUUACCUAAAGUACCAUUAUGUUACAAUAAAGCAAGGUGAAAUUAAUGUUCGUGUCAGCAAAGUGUUAUUGUUUAAUUUAAAGGUCUGAUUUCAAAGAAGCCUUUUGCCACUUCAAUUCAUGUUGAGAGGAAAUAACAUUAUUAAAAAUGUCAUCACCAUUAGUCAUGAUCACCUUCAAAUUGUUCUCAAAUCAAUCGUGCAAUUGAAAAAUAUACAAAAAGCAAUGUCUCUGAAAUAUUAACGGUGCCCUGUGGAGUUCUUGUACACAAGCAAAUAUUAUGUUUACAGUCAGUUUCUCACCAAAAUACUGUGUGUACGCUUGACGUCUAACAAAUGUGUGGAGUGAUAUUACGUUUUUGAAAAUGUUGAAACCCUCAUUAGUGUAUUACGCCGAAUUCACACCCAAAAGUUAGGGAUAGUCUGACUUUUUGUGGCAAAGUGCAGCGAGAGAGUACCUGCAGCCAAUCAGUAAACAGACAUGUUGAUCUAUGUUACAAAGAAUCACUUUCCGACUGAAGACCACCAGCUUUAGAUCAGUGGUAUAUUAUGAAACCAUGGGCAUAUGUAUUGAUUCAUCUGCUUGAACAUGCUCAAACAUGUGCAUCUUCGUGUUCUACUAGCAGAAUAUAGGUCUUCACGGCACCACAUGAUCAGAGCUGAUGGAGAGUCCGCCUUGAUCCAUUCAGGUAUUGGACACAUUGACACACAGACCCGAGUCCCUAAAUAUAAUUAGUCUCAGGACAGACUACCGGGUCAGGUCGACCCAUAUGAAGACCUCUAGUGCUGUAAAAUGGGUGACCUCUAUGGAUGGAUAUCGUGGAUGAACACCAACACAACAUUAGCUUGUUUGAUAGUUUUAUUUCUUCAGUUUGCUUUGAUGGCCUACUGUUCUAGUAAUACAGCUUCCAAACAGAACACCAGAUGGUUGUGAGUUCAACACCAGGGAUGCCACCAUUGAGCCCCUGCGUAAGGUACUUAACCCUGAGCAGCUCCAGGGAGACUGUCCCUGUAGUUAGUUCACUGUAAGUCUCUGGAUAAGAGCUUCUGCUGAAUGACCUGUACUGUAAUGUAAUGUUGUAUCUCAUGACAGGAACAAUGCAGAUUGAUUUUGAAAAUGUAACUGUAAUAAAUACAUGGAACUGUAAUGAGGGUGAGUGUGAUCACAUGUAGCUCAGCAUAGAAAUGCACAACCAUAUACCAUUAACUCUAAACGUUAUUUCAUUUAUUUCAGGGUUGCCUGAAAUAACACUCUUUGAGUGGUACUGUAAAUAUAUGUUUGGGUUUAGCUGGAUUGCUGUUGAAAUUCAUAUCUUUUUGGAUAGAAAAUAAAUGCUGUUAUUGUUAUUGUAUGC
Cottoperca gobio is the source of this 5511-nucleotide messenger RNA. RefSeq names its product carbonic anhydrase-related protein 10-like. The coding region runs from base 368 to 1354 and encodes 328 amino acids. NCBI's taxonomy places the organism in Eukaryota, Metazoa, Chordata, Actinopteri, Perciformes, Bovichtidae. Gene Ontology annotation, biological process: one-carbon metabolic process. Gene Ontology annotation, molecular function: carbonate dehydratase activity; zinc ion binding. The transcript has 9 exons. The record is from RefSeq and is a predicted model, not a curated record.